CACGCCCCCUGCGGGCGGAUUUUUGCAGCACCGCGCAGCCGCGAAGCUCAGACUUUCAACUGUAGAGCUGCUUCCUUUCCUUUUUGUAUUUGGCAUACCGGCAUACCGGUCGACUGUGUGGGACAAUGAAUCAGGACAUCAACUUGAUCUUAUCUGCCGGAGCACAGCCCACGAAAGAUGCCUUGUUGACAGUCUUGGAGCCUAUCAUGUCAGAGUGGUCGGUGCACCCUAGAUAUGCUACGGCGACCCUGAACGAACUCAGCAAGCGGAAGCGCUCUGAUCUAGUUGAGCUGGUUCUGGAAUGCAUGGAAGCUAGGCAGGUUGAAACAAAUGUCUUCCACUACAGCGUUGCGAUCACCGCAAGCGAAAAAGCCGCAGAUUGGCCAUUGGCCUUGCAUUUUCUCUACCAGAUGCAUCUGUUGAAGAUACAGGCCAAUGAAUACAGCUACAGUGCUGCCAUCAGUGCAUCAGAGAAAUGUGGUGAGUGGACUUUGGCCCUGUCUCUUUUCACUGAGAUGCGCAGCAAAAAGCUUGCACCCAAUGAGGUGACCUACGGUGCCAGCAUCAGUUCCUGUGCAGUUGGGCAUUGGACCAUCGCUCUGAACUUGCUUUCUCAAUUGAUGCAGGAUUCCCUUCAACUCAAUAUCAUCACCGUGAGUGCGGCAAUCACUGCGUGCGAGAAGGCCUCCCAGUGGCAGCCAGCGGUUGACUUGUUGAGCCUUUUGGAGGCCAAGCGAGUCAGCCCUGACUGCAUCAGCUUCAGCUCAGCCAUCAGUGCGUGUGAAAAGCGAGGUUGCUGGGAGUUGGCCCUGUCAUUAUUUCACAGCAUGAAAGGCAGAUUUUUGGUUCCAGAUGCGGGGGCCUUCAAUGCAGGCAUCAGUGCUUGUGCAUCUGGUGGGCAGUGGAAGAUUGCUUGCGAUCUUCUGGGGAGGAUGGGAGAGGCAAAGGCAGCUCCGGACCUGAUCAGUUGCAGUGCUGCAAUCAGAGCGUGCGACAAGUGCGAGAAGUGGGCACUGGUCUUGCAGCUAUUUGAGGAUAGCUGCUUAUCCUCUAUUCGACCGGACACGGUUUUCUUUAACUCAAUCUUGCACAGUGUGGAGAAAAUGGGACACUGGGAGCUUGCUUUAGCCCUCCUUCAGCAGAUGCCCAGUAGCUCAGUAGAAGUGAACGAGCUCACCUAUCGAGCUGCGAUUGGAGCCUGCUUAGGGCACUGGCAACUUGCCAUUGCGUUGUGUCAGGAGAUGUGUGAGUUCACAUCUCCAACAGCUAUCUCCAUGAGCACCGUGGUUCUUGUGUGUGCUAAGCAAGGCCAGUGGCAGGCGGCGGUGCAGCUCUUGAAGCAGAUGCUGACCGACAUUGGCUUCCCUGAGGGGCCGAGUGCAUUUGAUGCUCUAAUCGAUGCCUGUGAUCGGGUCGGGAGCUGCGCUGCAGCAGCGAAACUGAUGGAUAGAUGGAGUAGGGAAGUCACAAGUCUAUCAAAGAGAAUGCACAGUCUAGAGCGCUCCUGAGCCACAGUGCCAAGUCUGCUUUUGCAGCUUUUGAUUCCUAGAAUUUCCCUUGAUUCAUGACUUGGGAAUGAAUCAAGAUCAUGGUGCAUGAGAGUCCACAAAAGAGUCGGAUCCCAUGUUGCCAGAAUCUUGGAUUGGACCUCCUUUUUCCCGCAGCGCCUUCAGAAGAACUGAGCGCAGACGAACCGCUCGUUUCGUCCGAUCUUCAGGUUCUUCCGACCCGUGGCGACGCCGCAGCCGAAGCGAAAGCGGCUGCGUCUCAUGUACCAGCAUGACGAGGCCGGUCGGCCGACCGGUCCAGUCUGCGCAUGGAGAAACAGGUAGCCAAGGGAGCCCAGAUCUCGUGGAAGCCGAGAAAAGUGCGGCAGUCCAUGAGGACAGUGACC
Durusdinium trenchii is the source of this 1894-nucleotide messenger RNA. The record is from the annotation of a GenBank genome assembly. NCBI's taxonomy places the organism in Eukaryota, Dinophyceae, Suessiales, Symbiodiniaceae.